GAACUCGCAAAGAGGGAAAAUAACGUAACAGAAAAUCAGUAACGAAAUGGCCCCAACCUCUCUCGCCACUCCCAAGCUUUCUUCUCCCACCAUUCAAUCUCUCUGCAGAAGUCUUCCCAUCUCAGUUCCACUCCCCAGAACCCCAACUUUUCUCUCCCGCAAUUCCAUCCGAAUCAUCUCUCCCUCUCACCACCAUCACCUGCAUCACCGCCACUGCUGCCACUUCGUUACUCAUGCAGAGUCCGAAAUUGGGACCGAGCAGCCGCGGCACUACGACUUCGACUUAUUCACCAUCGGAGCGGGCAGCGGCGGUGUCCGUGCUUCUCGCUUUGCACCAAUUUUGGUGUUUCAGUUGCUGUUUGCGAGCUUCCUUUCUCUACUAUAUCUUCUGAAACUACCGGCGGCGUUGGUGGGACGAUGUGUCCCAAAGAAGUUACUUGUGUACGCAUCAAAAUAUGCUCAUGAAUUUGGUGAGAGUAAUGGUUUUGGAUGGAAAUAUGACAAUGAACCAAAGCAUGAUUGGAGCACUUUGGUGGCUAACAAAAAUUCUGAGUUGCAGCGUCUUACUGGUAGCAGAUCACACACUGUAGAUUUAGAUGGGAAACUUUACUCAGCAAGAAAUAUACUAAUUUCAGUUGGAGGGCGCCCCUUCAUUCCUGAUAUUCCAGGAAGUGAAUGUGCAAUCGAUUCUGAUGCUGCCCUUGAUUUGCCUUCAAAGCUAGAGAAAAUAGCAAUAGUGGGUGGUGGGUACAUAGCCGUUGAAUUUGCUGGCAUUUUCAGUGGCUUGAAAAGUGAGGUCCAUGUAUUUAUACGCCAGGAAAAAAUUCUAAGAGGUUUUGAUGAAGAGAACUUAGGUUUGGAGGCUGUAGGGGUUAAAAUGACCAAAAAUGGAGCAAUAGAGGUUGAUGAAUACUCCCGCACUUCUGUUCCUUCCAUUUGGGCUGUUGGUGAUGUCACAGAACGAAUAAAUUUGACUCCUGUUGCUUUGAUGGAGGGAGGAGCAUUGGCAAAAACUCUAUUUAAGAAUGAGCCAACAAAACCAGACCAUAGGGCUGUUCCAUCUGCUGUGUUUUCCCAGCCACCAAUUGGUCAAGUUGGUCUUACCGAAGAACAGGUGAUAAGUUGUUUGCAAAACAAGAAUACAGUGAUAUUGAUGUCAGCAAAUUUCAGGCCACUGAAGGCUACUCUCUCUGGCCUUCCAGAACAGGUGUUGAUGAAACUUAUAGUCUGUGCAAGUACAAACAAAGUUCUUGGGUUGCAUAUGUGUGGAGAAGAUGCACCAGAAAUUGUUCAGGGAUUUGCUGUUGCUGUGAAAGCUGGCUUGACGAAGGCAGAUUUUGAUGUCACAGUAGGUAUUCAUCCUACAACAGCUGAAGAAUUCGUUACAAUGAGGACUCCUACUCGCAAAAUACGAACAAACUCUUCAUCUGAGGGAAGAAAAGAUGUUGAGGCCAAAGCUGCAGCCGGAGUUUAGCAGAGAAGUAAUCAAUUAGCAGCAUAAGAUGAGAGGCCCCUUUAAGGUCUAAGCUGUUCCUUCCAUAUGUUCUCAAGUAGUUAGUCUUUGCUUCAAGUUCACAUCGUUCACUUUUUCUUUUUCUUUAAUUUUUAAACUAAGGAGAAAUUAUAGAAAGUAUAGAUGAAUAUCAUCAUUUUGCCACAAUACUAUACAUAUGUUUUGCUCUUCUUGGCAAAGCAUAAUUUAUGGUGUUGACAACAAGAAAAUAGUAAUGAUGCAAAAUGACCAAACCACUUAUCUGCACCCUACACAUUAUUUUUUUUCACGGUCAACACUCAAGAACACUCUCCAUAAUUUAAAACCAGUGAAAAAACCAAAAAAUUAAUGGUCAAAACCCCUAUUUGCAGCUUAAUUUUGUUGGUAAUUUGAGGUUUUUUACAGAUUUCAAAUUAUGGAGGAUGUUGACUGUGAAAAAAAAAUAAUAAUAUGUAGAGGGCAAAUAGAGAGUUUGGGCUUGCAAAAUACUCUUUGCUUUAAUUGUCUCAGUUAAAUUGAUAGAAAUUUUAUAUGAUUUAGAAGGUAGAGACUGAAUAUAAACAGAUAUGAGCCUCCCUUGGUUGGUUCAAAUGCAUCGGUCUUCAUAUCUUAACCUCCAAAUUUCUGAAUACCAGAUAUCACAGACAUUUUGGCAGGUUAGAGUACAGACCAAAAUCCCAUUCUGUGAAUAGUCGACGGAAAUCUCCUGUGUCAUGACCAGUCACAGGAAGCAAAGAUGAUAAAUUACAGCCAUAUAAAAGGAUACUGGACUAUGAAAUGAGAAUUACAAGAAAUUGAUAGGGUAGUUCCUUUGGGCGAGAGAAGAGGUCUCUAAUUAUUCUCUGUUACGGUGAUUGAUGAAAUUUUGCAAUUCUUAUUUCUUUUGAGACUGUAUGCUGUAAGGGAUUGUGUGAAUUAAAUUAGUAAGUAUUGU
Messenger RNA from Rubroshorea leprosula, 2426 nucleotides. The record is from the annotation of a GenBank genome assembly. NCBI's taxonomy places the organism in Eukaryota, Viridiplantae, Streptophyta, Magnoliopsida, Malvales, Dipterocarpaceae.